Pocillopora meandrina is the source of this 4041-nucleotide messenger RNA. The record is from the annotation of a GenBank genome assembly. Lineage: Eukaryota; Metazoa; Cnidaria; Anthozoa; Scleractinia; Pocilloporidae.
UGAACACUAUCGCCUCCUUUUUGGGUAAUGGAAAGAUUAAAAUCUGGCGACAGAUGUCAAGCAAAGUACCUCUCGCCUGGUAUGUUUUGCUUUCCAUAUGCAAAUAUAAACCACCAGUGUCUUGACUAUAAACAAUAGCGGCGUGAAGAACGUGCUCGCUCAAAGCCUCUUAUGGACUUAAUCUUUCUCUUUACUUGACAACUCUACGCAAAAUACUCAGUUCUCUACGACAAAAUUUCGAAAUUCAUCGAUUUUUAGCGGAGGACACUUUUUUGGUGAAAUACUCAGAGAUGGAUGAUGAACGGCUUCAGCUUGCUAAACGCCAUUCUUUUCCGUAUAUGAAAGUGUGCACAUGGAAUAUUUUGAAAUCGGGAUCGGCGAAUGAAGUAGAGAUAGAAAUCCCCAAAGCGGAUUCAGUCCCUGUUAUUGAUUCCGAAGGGACAAGCGAGGAAAGAGAGGCCCGCCUAGAAGCAGCGAUUUUGUGGAUACGAAAGGAAUUGGUAGGUAAAAAAAAAUGUCAAAAGAUACCGAAAAUUGUGUUGGAAAUAUAUUCAGUUUAGCGGAUUUCGGAACGUCAAGGAAAAAAUUACUGCGGCAUUUCUUUGAGAUAACUAAAUAUUCUCGAACUAAGAGACUUUUUAGCUAGAACCCGUGUAUUCUUGCAGCGGACAGGUCGAAACCUGUAACAUUUUUAUUUUUCCUUCGAGGGGCUGUUUAUGUUUCUGCAUUUUUGAUUACAAUGUCGCAAAAGUCUUUAUCGUUUUCGACGCGUGACAUACUUGGGAUAAUAAUAGUCACAGAUAAGGCCUUAACAUAGAUCUUCACCAUAUAAAGAUCUAGAAUCUAUCUCCUCGCCAUAUGGUCUAAUAAUUUCUGUUUUAAAAGUCUCCACCUGCCUAGAAAAAGAUGGAACUGCACGGAUGAUAAUGUAAUACCAAUACCCGCGACGAAUUACAUGAUCAAAAAGUCAACGAAACAAAUACAAAGUGCACAAAGAGGAACAAAAUAAAUUUUAAAAUAUUUUAAAUAUAGAGAUAAAAUAAAAGACAAGUCGUCAUACUUUCUUUUUUUUUAAUUUCAUUUCAUUUUUUUUUUGGCGAAGAACACUAUCAUUGGUCAAUAAUAAUGCACAAUACUCUCUGUCUGUAGAAACAGAAAGAACAAUAGUGCAAUAUCGGCAGACUCCAAUUGUGUAAAUUAACAACAGAGUUAUGUUAUUCGCAGCCAUAACAUCCUAUUUAUAGAAAUACAGGUUAGACACAAUAUGAUUCAUCACAAGAGCUGACAAGCUUAGUAACGUAAUCACUUGAUCCUUUUAGCGAAUCAAACACAGCUAAUUAAAUGCUUUCGGAAUACCUCCUUAAUAAAACACACUAUCAACAAAGUAUCUUGUGUACUCAAAACUAAUUGACCUUCAGUUCAACGAUGUGUCGCUCAAUCUCACUUCGUCUAGUUAGUGGUAAGUGCGGCAUGAAAACGUACUGGAUUUGGGAAAUUUCGCACUUAAAAUGGGGCUAGAGCUGAGAUGAGUAUAGACAGUAUAACUUGGAUGUCCAUUAUUACGGUACAAUGUAAGAAAAAUUGAAAAUGACAUCUGAUGCUUCUUCGUAAUUAGUUUUUGACGAAAACAAGCUAAUAUCGAGAGAGGUGUCACUUCACCGGAAUAGAGAGAAAUAUCGAGGUGUCUACUGUUUCAACAAAAAAAAAAGUUCGCGCAAAUACCGAGCAGAAGCGCAAUGGAAAAUCGAAAGACUCCAAACUUUAAGAAUGCAUUUCGGAAGUUCGCCCAAUUAUUUUUUUUAAACGACAGUGUACAAAUUGUUUCGCUGAAGAACAAUUCUUUUGAGCUAUAGCAGCUUCUGUAUGAAUAUACUGAGCAUAACCCAAGCAGGGAUGUCGGAGAUGGAAAGGUCCGUGUUCCAGGCCUGAUCACAUCGAUGGUUUUUCGUAAUUAGUAUAUGACAAAAAUAAGCUAAUAUCGAGAGAGGUGUCACAUCACCUGAAUAAAGAGAAACAUCGAAGUGCCUACUGUUUCAACAAAAAGGGAAAGUUCGCGUAAUUACCGAGCAGAAGCGCGAUGGAAAAUCGAAAGAUUGCAAACUUUAAGAAUGCAUUUCGGAAGUUCGCCCAAACAAUUUUUGUAAAGGCAAUGCACAAAUUGUUUCGCUCAGCAACAAUUCUUUUGAACUAUUGCAGCUUCUGUAUGAAUACACUGAGCAUAACCCAAGCAGGGAAGCCGUGGAUGGAAAGGUCCGUGUUGCAGGCCCGAUCACAUAGUUGUACUGUAUUCUUGGGCAUGACACUUUGAUAUUCCGGUGCCUCUUCCUACCAAGGAAUACUAAUGGCAAGUGCUGAACUGUACAUGUUGGGGGAACCUGCCAAGGGCCAGUAUCACCCCAUCCAGGGGAGGGGGGGGGGGAAAGCAACAGUCCCGGUUGCCUGAUGCUACAGAAACCGGAUGAGUUCCGCCAGAAGAGCCACUGGGUUCGUGGUCGUGUUCGCUUAACUGUAGGCUCGUGAGACUAAUCUACACUCUUCUGUGUCUUAACAGGCUGAUAUGCGGCAUCAGGACAAGUAUCUCACAAGGCAGUUCAUUCAUCUGAGAGCUACAAUCCAACGUAUCAAGAGCGAAAGUUUGCUCGAUGGGCUGGAAGGAAACACUGACAAGCUAAAGGAGACCUCUUUCCGACAUUCGAUACCUGGACCUACAAUCCGACCGAUGUUCGGUAGAAGCAUAUCUUAUAUGUAGUAGACCAUUGUUGUUCCUGUGUCACGCGCAAUGAAGAGUUGCGUUACAAUUCUUGAUGUGACAAAAAAAAGUUAGAAUAAUAAAUCAUGCUAUAAUUUAAGUGCUUCCUUGCCGUCGAAAUUUCAUCGUUUGUGUUUAACAAGUACGUUAAAAGAGAGUAACGCUUGAUCGGGGAUGUAAAAAUAGGUACCUAAAAUAAAACAUUGAUGGAAAGGGAUCACCCUUGCGGUAGCUGAGUCCGUGUCGUUGUAGUUAGUAAAUCCAAAUAGGGUCAAUUAGGAGUUUUGUAGAGGAUAAUAAGACAACCGGUCUGCUAUCAUGCAAAAAUAGUCAACCACUUCACGAUUACAUUUUGCAGUUUACCGGAAAAAAAUACAAUUGAUUGCACAUAUUGAACAAAAGUUCACGAAAAUUAUUAAAUGGGUUGGAGCAGUACACGAAUAGCCUCAGACGCUGUGAAAAUAGUUAAGUACCAUGUGCAAUUUACGAUUAUCGCAAGAAAUAUGAUGAAAAUUGUACUAAUAUUUUAGAGAGUCGUUGAUUUAAACCAGAAAUCACUUCCGCAAGGAUUACUCAUACGUAGUAAAAAAUGACUUUAAUUAAAAGCAAGCCAACUAUAACUAAAUACAAAUACUAAAUAAAUGUAUUAGUACAUCUCAGUUGAAAACAAUUUCAGUUAUUUUCCUUUAUUAUAAAUCGCUCCCCAUCAUAUUAUCCCUAACAGGUGGGUAAAUUUGUGUCAGAUUAUUAAACUAAUUUUCACAGCCACUCCAAUUUCUGAUAAAUUUUGAAAACCACCAUUCAAUAUUAUUUCGUGAAAACCGUUUUCUGUAAUAAUUAAAUAAAAUAUAUAUCACUUUUCAAUUUCGUGCCAAAAACAAGAAAAUUGUUUUAGAAACUGAUAAUUUUGUGGUUAUAACAGCAACUCUAAUUUAUGUUAAUUUUGUAAAAACAUUAUUCAAUAUUACUUCGUGAAAACCGUUUUUUUUAGUAAUUAAAUAAAAAUAUAUCACUUUACAAUUUCGUGCCAAAAAUGAUGACAAAAAUUUAAAUGAUACAAAACAUGAACAAUGUUUUAGACACUGAUUAUUUUGUGGUUAUCACAGCCACUUUAAUUUCUGUUAAUUUUUGUAAUUUUGUAACUUGUGGAAACCGUUUUCUUUAAUAGAUUAAUAAAAAUAAUAAUUUUCCUAUUUCGAGCUAAAAAUGAUAACAAACCUUUCAAAAAAAGACGAAAAUGUAUUUUUCAUUGAUUAUCUUGUGGUUAUUCACCCUUAUUUGAAAGCAUGAAA